UUUUUGUUCUGGAAUCUGCUCACGACUACGGACAACUUCACAAGUCAGGAUAGUGUGCUGCCACAAACGACUCGUGAAAAUUUAGCAAGUGAAACGCAUUUUGACAGUAUUUCUGCCGGCGAAACAAAUUAUCUACUUCCGACAACGGCAAUUGUUUUUUUUUUUCAGUUUUGUUCUUUAUUUCAUUGUUAUAAUAUAACUACAAGAUGUUUUGGGGACUGAUUCUAAAGGCCAACAAAAAGUACUCCCAGACGGUGGUUAAAUCGUUCCAUCUGUCUCAAGCGGCGUUGGAUCUCUCGAAGAGUGGCGAUGAUGUACAGGUUAUGUUAACUUCGGAAGAAAACACCUACCUCCUGUGCACACUGAGCAAAAAAUUACCGCAGGUUGCGUUGGAUUUAAAUUUUGAGGAAGGUGACCAGAUAAGCUUGAGCACCAACGGCGAAGGAAUCGUUCAUUUGACCGGAUAUCUGAUUCCUAACGAGGAAGAUAUAUUUGGAGAAGAGGGCGACGACGAGGAAGUAGAGGAUGAAGAUAUGGAAGUAUCGCAGCCACAGAAAAACAAAAGUGGAAAGGAACGUGCUGCCAAGAAAGUUGCCAAGAAAGUAAUUAAGGAUGAGGUCAAACAGGUGCAGGCCGGCGAAGACGAGGAAGACGAAUUAGAUGAAACGUUUGAGCUGCCGAAGGGUGCCCAGAAGAAACAAUCAGGUGCUGACAGUGAAGAAAGUGACUCUGACGACGACGACGACGAUGAUGAUGACGAUGAGGAAGACGAGGACGAUGAAAUGGAGGAGCAGGCCGGUGAGCAAGAUAGCGAUUCCGAUGACGACGAUGAAGACGAAGACGAUUCGGACGGCGAAUCGGAAGAUGAAGAACCAGCUGCCAAAGUAGCAAAGGUUGAGAAGAAACCGUCGAAACAAAAUGGUCUCGAAAAUGGAAAGGCUUCGUCGAAGGAGUUGAAGAAAGAUGACAAACAAAAGGAUGAAGCUAAGAUCCGUACUCUGCAGGGUGGAUUAGUCGUGGAAGACAUCAAAGUCGGUACUGGACCAGAAGCGAAACCGGGCAAGAAAGUCGUCGUUUAUUACGAAGGUCGUUUGAAAAAGAAUAACAAAAUUUUCGAUUCUACAUCGAAGGGACCGGGAUUUAAGUUCGCUCUGGGACGUGCCGAAGUCAUCAAAGGAUGGGAUAUCGGUGUGGCGGGAAUGAAGGUUGGAGGAAAGCGACGAUUGACGGUCCCACAUCAGCUAGCUUACGGCACUCGAGGAAGCCCACCAGUCAUUCCACCGAACAGUACACUGGUGUUUGACGUAGAGCUGAAAAACGUACACUAAGCUAAAGUCCCUUUUUUCACACAACUAACUGUACUUGUUUGUUAUAACGUUAAGAUGCUACAAUCACAACUUUGUAUUCACUGAAAAAUAUCGGAUGUCCAACGGCGAGUCGGAUAUGCAAACAGAUCAAAUAGUACAUCUAACCUGGGUAGGAUCUUUCAAAUAAACUCCGAUUGAACAGAGCCGCUACAGAUUCCAACAAAAGCCAUCAACAAAAAUCGCAAUUAUUGCUCCUUUUUGUUGUAAAAAAGUUGCAUUAAUACUACACUAUUCCCUUCGCGCGUGGAAAUAAAAUGUGAUUUAAAGAAA
Molecule: messenger RNA, 1637 nt
Organism: Malaya genurostris
Lineage: Eukaryota; Metazoa; Arthropoda; Insecta; Diptera; Culicidae
Gene: Fkbp39
Product: 46 kDa FK506-binding nuclear protein
Exons: 3
Coding region: 207-1328 (373 amino acids)
Cellular component (GO): nucleolus; chromatin
Molecular function (GO): macrolide binding; peptidyl-prolyl cis-trans isomerase activity
Source: RefSeq, a predicted model, not a curated record